Cooperia oncophora is the source of this 1062-nucleotide messenger RNA. The record is from the annotation of a GenBank genome assembly. NCBI's taxonomy places the organism in Eukaryota, Metazoa, Nematoda, Chromadorea, Rhabditida, Trichostrongylidae.
AUGGAUUAUGGAAGUUUAGAGCAUGAGAGGCGUAUGGCCGAUGUGGAAGCCGCGUAUGCGAAAGAACAAGCGCAGCACGUAAGUCACUCAAAGGUAAGAGGCAAAAAUGCGCCACAAUAUCUCGAGAAAGGAACCCUGCUCUCAAAGAAGUAUCGCCUUGAAAAAAUGAUCGGCGGUGGAGGAUUUGGUCAGAUUUACAGAGCCAUAGACAUAGAAAUGGGCACAGUCGUGGCAGCAAAAGUGGAACCACAGUCGGAGGACGCUGGCCGUAUGGUGCUUGAGCAAAUGGUGCUUACGAAACUCGUCGGUACACGGCAUUCGCCAAGAUUGUAUGCUUCGGGAUGGAUGAAUAACUACAACUUCAUCGUUAUGCAAAUGUUGGGAAGAAAUCUCACUGAACUGCGAAAAGCACAGGCAGAUCGCCGCUUCAGUGUGCAUACGACGGUACGAGUUGGAAUGCAAAUCAUCGAGGCAUUGAAAUCCGUGCACGAUUUGGGAUUUCUUCAUCGGGAUGUCAAACCCUCUAACAUGUGCGUUGGCAUCGGUGAACAUCGACGAAUCAUUUAUCUUGUUGAUUUUGGAAUGACGCGACAAUUCCGUCUUCCCAACGGUGAAUUUCGUAAGGAACGUGCUUACGCUGCAUUCAGAGGCACUAUGCGUUAUGUGUCCUUGUCGGUGCAUGAACGGAAAGAACAGGGUCCCGUGGACGAUCUCUGGAGCAUCUACUACACACUAAUUGAGUUGGCUGAAGGCUCAUUACCAUGGCGUACUAUCACCGAUCAUGACGAGAUAUUUCAGUUGAAGAGGCGCAUGACGUGUUACGAUUUGUGCAGGUCAGCAGAUCUGAAGGGGAACCAUGAACCCGUACGAUACCCAACGGCAGAUAUUUGCAGACACCUUCCACGUCAUUUUGAAAUGUUCCCGAUUUUGCUUCGUGAUCUCUGCUACACUUCAAUUCCUGACUACAGCAAGCUCGUUCUGGCGCUGAGGCGAUGCUGCAAACUGGUCGACGAUGAAGCUGACUUCGAAUGGGACGACGAAAAUUCGUCGAUUUCCAACUAA